Myotis davidii is the source of this 2367-nucleotide messenger RNA. It is a transcript of the gene DRC11L, whose product is annotated as IQ motif containing with AAA domain 1 like. The transcript is spliced from 20 exons. The coding region runs from base 1 to 2367 and encodes 788 amino acids. The record is from RefSeq and is a predicted model, not a curated record. Gene Ontology annotation, molecular function: protein binding; ATP binding; ATP hydrolysis activity. NCBI's taxonomy places the organism in Eukaryota, Metazoa, Chordata, Mammalia, Chiroptera, Vespertilionidae.
AUGUCGGAGGGAUCUUACCAACGCCUCUGGGACUCUUCCCACAUGACCUUGCAAGAGCUACUGGACCAAGAGCAGCCCAUGCUCCAACCCGUGCCCACCCGGGAGUGGCAGUCCUUCCAGUACAGGCUCUCAUCGCUCUACCUGUACUACCUGGGGCUGCUGCGCGGGUUCGACAUUCUCUAUGACCAGAUGGUGCAGCCGCAGAAGCGGCGGCUGCUGCGGCGCCUGCUGGACAGCGUGGCGGGCCGCGUGCUGGAGCUCAAGGAUGAGAUGGUGCGGGUAGACAUGUGCGAGUGGCACUGCCUGGACCACGUGCUGCGGGACCUCGGGCUCACCCCGGCUGACCUGGAGGUUCCAAUCCCCAAAUAUUUCCUGCUGGAGCAGUCCAGCAUUCUGCAGGAGCGAGAGCUGAUGCUGGCAGAAAUCCUAUCCAGAAUGGAGCCAGUGGCCUUCCAGGAGGCAAUAAUGAGUCGGACUGAGGCCAUAAUCCUGCUGCAAACGGCCGAGCGGGCCAGACAAGGCAGACUCCGAGCCGCCUUCAUUCGAGAGAUUCGAAGGAGGACAGCUAUCACCAUUCAGAAGGUGUGGAAAGGUUACCUACAGAGGAAACACACUCAGUAUGACCGGCAAACAGAGAUGGAAUUCAUCGGCAUGAUCCCCUUGCCCGACACAGUGGAGCACGUGUCCGUAGCCAACCUCAGGAAUGAUGUCAGGAGAUCCCGCCAGACAGAGAAAGAGGAGGAGUUCCAGAUGGCCAUUGCGAAGACCCACGAUGCCCUCAGAGAGACCGAGGGGCCCGAUAUCAAGGAGAAAAUGAAGGAGCAGAUCCGACAGUGGUUUAUCGAGUGCCAUGCCCUUACUGGCCGAUUCCCUAAUUAUCCAGACGAGUCUUUAGGUGGAUCCAACCAGAUCUUCUCAGACAAGACUCCAGAACAGGUGAAAAUGGAACUGGAGAAUCCGGUCCAGGAGAGCACUAAAAAAGAAGACAAAAAUAAAGAAAAAGAAAAGGAGAAGAAGAAAGCGAAGGAAGACAAGACCAAGAAGGGUGAAGCAGAUACAAUGCUGAAAGCAUUGCCAUCCAAAUUUAUACCCCUGAUCAAUGCCGGACACGAGGAGUAUAAAAAUGUGUGGAAGAACCGGCCUGACCACCUAUACCCUGAUCAGAGUUUUGACCCCAAGGCCCUCCGGGCGGAGAAGAGGAAGGAACUGGAGCAGGAGAUCCGGAAACAGGUGGAUGAGCUGAUGCGUCAAGAGCUGAAGAACCUGCGCCUGGCUGUGGACCGGGAGGAGGAGAGACCCUUCAAGGCUCCGAAGAAAGCUGGGAAGAAGAAAAAGAAGAAGGAAAAAGAUCUGACCCCGAACAGGUCCCUGGCCUCUCUGUUUGAAGAGCUUGUUGUCUUUGGCCUUCUAAAGAAGUGCAAGGCAGUGUUAUUGAAGGACUUCGUUGGUGACUACCUCUAUCUUGGAUCCACUCUGAGUCUGGCCCACAAGUUGCCCAUGCCUUCCCUAUUUGACGUUCGACAGAAUAUGGCCUUGUACGGGGUCCUUCGGCUUGGCUCCCCUGAUAUACACUCCAUGGCUCCCCUCAUCCGCUCCAUCCUCCUGGUGGGCCCCUCCGGUGUGGGGAAGAAGAUGCUGGUCAAUGCCGUGUGCACAGAAACUGGUGCCAACCUGUUCGACCUGUCACCUGCCAACCUGCAGGGCAAAUAUCCUGGCAAGGCCGGGGUGCAGAUGCUAGUGCACAUUGUCUUUAAGGUGGCUCGACUCCUACAGCCCUCAGUGAUCUGGAUUGGAAAUGCCGAGAAGAAUUUCUAUAAGAAGGUCCCAAAAGAGGAAAGGGAGAUGGACCCAAAGCGAAUAAAGAAGGACCUCACCAAGGCCCUGCGCCUGCUGAAUCCCGGAGACCGCGUCAUGCUGAUAGGGACCACUAACCAACCGCACCUCGCCGAGAUGAAGGGGCUGCGCCGGACCUACGAACGGAUUCUCUUCAUGCCGCGGCCCGAUUACGCUUCUCGCUAUGUGCUCUGGAAGCACAUGCUGCACAUGGAGAGAAUCCACGUGACCCAGACCCACCUGGACAUCAGUGCCCUGGCCAGGGUGUCCGAUGGCUACACACCUGGUCACAUUCUCCAAGCCAUCCGACUGGUGCUCACCGAGCGGCGGCUCCUCCAAUUGUCCAGGCGGCCCCUGCUGGCCUCAGAGUUCCUAGCUCAUCUGGCGAAGCUGGAGCCAGUGUACAGGGAGGAGGAGGCAUCCCUAAAGGACUGGUACUUCAAGACCCCACUGGGCAUGAAGAAGAUCGAAUUUAACAAGGACCUGGAGGCUGAGGAGGCCAGGCUGGCAAAGGAGAAGAAAAAACGGAAGUGA